This is a messenger RNA of Cylas formicarius (sweet potato weevil), 1656 nucleotides long. RefSeq names its product tRNA (adenine(58)-N(1))-methyltransferase non-catalytic subunit TRM6 (gene Trmt6). Gene Ontology annotation, biological process: tRNA methylation. The transcript has a single exon. Bases 204 to 1463 code for a protein of 419 amino acids. Gene Ontology annotation, cellular component: nucleus; tRNA (m1A) methyltransferase complex. Lineage: Eukaryota; Metazoa; Arthropoda; Insecta; Coleoptera; Brentidae. The record is from RefSeq and is a predicted model, not a curated record.
UAGAAACGCUUUACAUUUGUAGGAUUCAUGACGUACCAAAAAAAAUUUAUAAAAAUAUUCAAAAUUUUAACCUGCAUUAAAUAAAACUAGGGUUAGACCACAUUUGAAGCACUAAAGUGACCAUUCAAGAUACUACUAAUCAAAGAGAAAAUGUGGGAGAACCUAACCUCAAAAUAAUAUUGUGUCCAAAACAUUCCCACAAAAUGGAAAAAAGUGACGAAAUCAAAGUGGGAGACUUUGUUAUAGUGCAACGGCAGGAAUAUACGAAACUGCACAAAGUAAAACAACAUGGCAAUAUGGUUUUGGGUAAAUAUACCGUGGAAAUGGACAAUAUUAUAGGGCACAAGUACUUUGAUACAUUUCAAAUGAAAAACCACCCAAAAAAUAGAAAACUCUUUAUAUUGGAGCAAAAAAACGAAGUCACUACCGCAAGUACUGGUGUGAACAUUGAAAAAUCCGGCGUAGACAACAGAAACAUAACAUUGGAUGGGGAAAUACAGACAUUAAAGAAAGAAGACAUAGAUAAGUUAACAGACGCUGAAUUGAACUCAAAUGUGAUUGUCGAACAACUCAUAAACAAUUCCAAAACGUUUAAUAUGAAAACUGGGUAUAGUCAGGAGAAGUACAUAAAGAAAAAAGAGAAGAAAUACUUUGAAUAUAUACAAGUUCUUAAGCCAACGAUAAGGCUGCUGGCAAAUAUGUUCUACAGACAGGAUCCCACGAAAAUACUAAACAUACGAAUAGAUGAUUUGUCCCAAAUAUUAUCUUAUGCAAACAUCCACAGUGAAGGGUGUCAUUUAUUAUAUGAUAGUGGCAGUAGCGGAUUAAUGAUGGCCACCAUAACAAACUCUUUAGGCAAAAAUACCGGCGGGACCGUUAUUCACAUGCAUCCUGGAAAUGAGUGCCAAAAAACUGUUUUCGCGGCACUCCAGUUUCCGCAAGAGCAGAAAGACAGAUGCAUAAAUGUCAACUUGUAUUCAGUUCUAAGAUAUUUCUAUCAAAAUAAAGAACAUGCUGAGUCUACUAAUUUAGAUGAACCAAAUCUAGAAGAAUGCCUAGAACCACCUCAGAAAAAACUGAAGACAAGUGAAAGCGACACUGUGACGACAAUUGGGCAGUCUCAGUGCAAACGACCCCAGUGGCAACUUGACAAUGAGCAAGCUGCCAAACUUCUUGAGAAAAAAUGUGACUCUCUGAUAAUUACAGCUAAAGAGCAUCCUGUUGGUCUAGCUAAGGAGCUAUUAGAGUUUUUGAAAGGAGGCAGACAGUUUGUGGUAUUUAGUUUGUUUAGAGAACCUUUGCAGGAUCUCUAUGUGUAUUUGAAGAGCCGUUUGGACAUUGUAGCGAUUCGAUUGUGCAGUAAUUUCUUGAGGCACCACCAGGUGUUGCCAGAAAGAACCCACCCCGCGAUUAUGAUGACCAACGGGGGCUAUAUUCUGACCGGGGUGAAGCUGAACUCUUGAUGGGCGGUAUUUUAAUUUUUAUAUUAUUAAAAAACCACAUGUGAAUAGAAAUAUGUAAAAUAACUUUCAGAAAGUGAUGGAAUAAACUGAUACUGUUAACGAAAGCUCGAUUAAAAUUCUAAUUUAAUACAGUAAAAUCCUCAUUGCAGUUACAGUAAUGAUGAGUUUUGGAUUGAAGAAACACUACAAUGCU